GCAGCUCGGCUGUGUAUGUAAUUCUUUGUCCACUACAACCAAGUACACACACUACAUCUUCCAAUGGAUUCCAACGACACUUAUGUUAAUCAGCUUGAUCAGACACUCAUCUUUGCGCUUGGGUAAACGUGAAGCUGUCAAUAAACUCAAUAGUUUUCUCUUUGUGCCUGUGACGAAGCAUUCGUGCCACUCGCUGAGUCGCUCCCGUAGUCAAAGACGUCUAGCCACUCUUCCUCCUGUUUGGUCUGUGUCGAGUUUCCCAACCUCUACAAUGGCACUAUCCUCGGCUUCAAAGACCCUGUCCGACUUCUUGCAAACUCAGAAGACCCAGUAUUUGGAGGCGGUGGAAGAGGGCAAAGGAGGAGAUUGGGUUAUUGUAACUGGUAAUGAGGCGGGAGACUUGGAUUCGCUUUCUAGUGCCAUAGGAUUCGCAUGGUAUCUGUCAGCCAUUGAGCAGACACUCGCAGUUCCGCUCGUACACACGCCUCGAUCAGACCUUCGUUUGCGCGCGGAGAACCUCUACGCCCUGGAACUUGCAGGAGUCGAGACUGUGGAUCCACUGCUAUGUGUCGACGAUGUACCAUCUACUGCGUCACCUUUCCCAUCAACUAAGUUCGCGCUUGUGGACCAUAAUAAGCUUCACGCACGGUUCAGAGACCAUAAUCCAGAUGCCCGUGUGGUCAGCAUCAUAGACCAUCAUGCAGAUGAGGGUUUAUAUAAGGAUACGGCUAAACCGCGUAUUAUAACUGUACGCACGGGCAGUGCCAGCUCUCUCGUGGCUCAUUAUCUGGAGGAGAGAUGCCCCGACAAGAUACCUCCUGAGCUUGCGACUCUACUGUUAUGCACUAUCCUCAUUGAUACAAACGGCCUCAAAGUGGGUGGCAAGGCAGAGGAGGCCGACCGUGCAGCCACUGCGUUUCUCAUACCGCGUUCGCUGCUUGCAGCUGAAGGAUCCGAUCUCAAUAUUACGGAGCUACACAACGACACCAAAAUCCAGGAGUUGAGCUCAGCUCUGGCGAACAAGAAAGGAUCCGUUUCACACCUCAAUACCCGUGAACUUCUUCAACGAGAUUAUAAAGAAUACACCAUGGUACCUUCGUGGGAAAAGGACAAGUCUAUCCUUGCUGGACUCGCUUCUGUCCCUGUAGGACUCAAACCAUGGAUCGCUCGUGAUAUCGCUUUCUGGUCAUCCAUUGAAAAGUGGAUGGCUGACAGAAAAAUCGCGGUGCUUGGUAUUCUUACCUCAUUCCGAGACGAGGAGAAAGUCAAUAAGCAUGGAAAGCCCAAGCACAAGCGGGAGCAGCUUUUCGUUGUCCGAAAGGGAGAGAUCGAGGAUCUGGCAAAGAAGUUGUUUAAGGGGUUGGAGGAGAAUAAGGAGCUGAAAUUGAAGAGAAAAGACUUCAAAGUCCGGUUUGGGGUGAAGAAGGCUGAACGCUUUUCCUCUGACGUAGAUUCCAGGGUUUGGAACCAGAAGAACGUAGACGCAACCAGGAAGGUUACUGCCCCCGUCGUGAGGGCUAUCAUAGAAGGUGACAAGUCAAAGGCUAGCUUGUAGGCACGAUACCCAUUGGUUCAUUGUUAAUACCCCGUAGCUAUGAUUGUGAUGCUCCGACAGGCUCGUUAUAUGGAACUGAAUGGUGGAAUUGUGACAUUACGCUAAUACAGACUCGUUGUAUGAAAAACACAGUGCAUAUCUAUGGAUCAAAGGCGGGCAUACUCUCCGCGAGGAGGUACUCCGUGCGGAUUGUAUCUCAAGGCUUCCUUGUUUCCGCGGACAUCC
Somion occarium is the source of this 1780-nucleotide messenger RNA. The record is from the annotation of a GenBank genome assembly. Lineage: Eukaryota; Fungi; Basidiomycota; Agaricomycetes; Polyporales; Cerrenaceae.